CCUUAGGCUUCCGUUCCUAAGAGUGUUAAUUGUAUGAAAAAUGGACGAAGUUGAAAAAUUAGAGCACCUUUCGCUCGUUUCAAAAAUAUGUACGGAAUUAGAGAAUCAUUUAGGACUAAACGACAAAGAUUUAGCUGAAUUCAUAAUUCACUUGGCGGAAGCGAAUAACACCUUCGAUAAGUUCAAGAAAGUACUCCUCGAAAAUGGGGCAGAAUUUUCGGAAUCCUUCAUGGCUAAUUUACUCAGGAUAAUACAGCACAUGAAACCUUCCAAGUCACACGAGAGAACAGACAAGACUACGGCUAAACAAGACGAACUGGCUCAGAAAUUCCCUGCUCUGGCUAUGCCAAACGAUGGUCCAAAGCUGGCAGAGACCAAAGAACUGAAAGACGAUGACAUAGUGAACAAUGUGAUGGCAAGUUUGGAAGAACUAGCACCGUCCAAGCAAGGUGUGAAAGAAGAGAGUAAACCUUCAGAGAGCAUUGAUAAAAAGAGCAGACACUCCGAUGACAGAAAGAGCAGAAGAAGCAGAUCGAAAGAAAGGAGAAGGCACAGAUCACGUUCGUCUAAUCGCAAAGACAGACGACACAGAUCUCGUUCGAGAUCACGGGACCGAUCUAGAUCCAGGGACAGAAGACGGCACAGAUCUCGCGAUCGUAGGAGAUCGAGAUCGCGCGAUAGAAAAUCUCACAGGGAUAAAUAUUCUAGAUCCGAACGGUCUAGAUCGCGAUCCGCGGAGGAGCUUUCGAUGGACCCAGAAGUAGGAAAGAUUUAUCCAGGGAAGGUCGCGAAUAUCGUACCAUUCGGUUGUUUCGUUCAGUUGGAAGGCUUGAAACGAAGAUGGGAAGGACUCGUUCAUAUUUCUCAAUUGAGGAGAGAGGGAAGAGUCGCCAGUGCGAGCGACGUCGUGUCCAGAGGACAGAAAGUACUCGUAAAGGUUCUCAAUAUCGGUGGACAGAAGGUUUCCCUGAGCAUGAAAGAUGUCGAUCAAGAAACAGGCACAGAUCUGAAUCCUGUGGUGGCUGUUACAAAGACUGAGGAAGACGAGAAGCAUUUAAGAAAUCCAGACAGGCCUACUUCGUUGUUAGAACUUCAAGGCAAUUGGGACGAAGAUGAAACAUAUUCGAGGAAACGUGUACAGAGAUUGUCGUCUCCAGAGAAAUGGGAGAUCAAACAGAUGCUCGCCGCUUCGUGCAUCGACAGAAGCGAACUACCUGAAUUCGACAUGGAAACGGGAAUUCUGCCGCGCGAAGAUGACGAAGAGGAGGACGUUGAGAUAGAAUUAGUGGAAGAGGAACCACCGUUUCUGCAUGGACACGGUCGAGCUCUGGGCGACCUGAGUCCGGUUCGCAUAGUAAAAAAUCCUGACGGUUCGUUGGCGCAAGCCGCGAUGAUGCAAAGCGCUUUGGCGAAAGAAAGAAGGGAACAGAAGAUGUUACAGAGGGAACAAGAGAUGGAUUCUGUUCCUACAGGAUUGAAUAAAAAUUGGAUCGAUCCUUUGCCAGAAGCUGAAAGCAGAACUCUAGCUGCGAACAUGCGUGGCAUUGGACUCCAGACUCAAGAUUUACCUGAAUGGAAGAAGCACGUGAUAGGAGGAAAGAAAUCAUCGUUUGGAAAGAAAACGAAUUUGACUCUCCUCGAGCAGCGUCAGAGUUUGCCAAUAUACAAACUCCGAGACGAUCUAGUCAAGGCCGUGACCGAUAAUCAAAUUCUAAUUGUAAUCGGAGAGACCGGCUCUGGAAAAACUACGCAGAUCACGCAGUAUCUAGCCGAGGCAGGAUUCACAGCUCGCGGAAAGAUCGGCUGCACCCAACCGAGGAGAGUAGCCGCGAUGUCUGUUGCUAAACGAGUAGCAGAAGAGUUUGGUUGUCGUUUGGGUCAGGAGGUCGGUUACACGAUCCGUUUCGAGGAUUGUACGGGCCCGGAAACUAAUAUAAAAUACAUGACGGACGGUAUGCUGCUACGAGAAUGUUUGAUGGAUCUCGAUUUGAAAACGUAUUCCGUGAUUAUGUUGGACGAAGCGCAUGAACGUACUAUUCACACGGAUGUUCUGUUCGGAUUAUUAAAGCAAGCCGUAGGACGGAGGCCAGACUUAAAGUUGAUCGUAACCAGUGCUACUUUGGAUGCGGUCAAAUUUUCUCAGUACUUCUUCGAAGCGCCUAUCUUCACGAUUCCCGGAAGAACGUUCGAGGUCGAAGUGAUGUACACGAAAGAACCGGAGACAGAUUACUUAGACGCGGCACUGAUCACGGUGAUGCAGAUACAUUUAAGAGAACCACCAGGAGAUAUACUUCUCUUUUUAACUGGUCAGGAAGAAAUCGACACGGCCUGCGAAAUAUUGUACGAACGUAUGAAGUCUCUAGGACCCGACGUACCCGAAUUAAUUAUUCUCCCUGUAUACUCUGCCCUGCCUUCCGAGAUGCAAACUAGAAUAUUCGAGCCUGCACCUCCUGGCUCCAGAAAAGUAGUAAUAGCCACUAAUAUAGCCGAAACUAGUUUGACCAUCGAUGGAAUUUAUUACGUGGUCGAUCCGGGAUUCGUUAAACAGAAAGUGUAUAAUUCGAAAACGGGAAUGGACAGUCUUAUCGUGACGCCGAUUAGCCAAGCAGCUGCGAAACAAAGAUCGGGCAGAGCUGGCCGCACUGGCCCUGGCAAGUGUUACAGACUUUAUACAGAGAGAGCGUACAGAGAUGAAAUGCUUCCGACGCCAGUACCGGAGAUCCAACGUACAAAUCUAGCAACUACUGUGUUGCAAUUGAAAACUAUGGGCAUUAACGAUUUAUUGCACUUCGAUUUCAUGGACGCUCCGCCUGUGGAAUCUUUGAUCAUGGCUCUGGAGUCUCUGCACAGUUUAAGCGCGUUGGAUAACGAGGGUUUGCUGACUAGAUUGGGUAGGAGGAUGGCAGAGUUCCCUCUGGAGCCUAAUUUAUCUAAAAUGCUCAUCAUGAGUGUACACCUUCAAUGUUCCGACGAGAUACUGACCAUCGUUAGCAUGCUGUCAGUUCAGAACGUCUUCUACAGACCGAAAGACAAACAGGCCUUGGCGGAUCAAAAGAAAGCCAAAUUCAAUCAGCCUGAGGGAGAUCAUUUAACUCUGCUGGCCGUUUACAACUCGUGGAGAAAUAAUAAGUUUAGCAAUGCGUGGUGCUACGAGAAUUUCGUGCAGAUCAGAACACUGAAACGAGCUCAGGAUGUUCGUAAACAAUUGUUGGGAAUAAUGGACAGACACAAAUUGGACGUGGUGUCCGCUGGCAAGAACACCGUGCGAAUUCAGAAAGCUGUUUGCUCGGGUUUCUUCAGAAACGCCGCGAAGAAGGAUCCUCAAGAGGGUUACAGGACUUUGGUAGACAGUCAGGUUGUCUACAUUCAUCCCAGUAGCGCUUUGUUCAACAGGCAACCCGAAUGGGUCAUCUAUCAUGAAUUGGUUCAGACGACGAAAGAAUACAUGAGGGAAGUGACUACGAUCGAUCCGAAAUGGUUAGUGGAAUUUGCCCCGGCGUUCUUCAAGUUCAGCGAUCCGACCAAGCUGAGUAAAUUUAAGAAGAAUCAACGACUCGAACCGCUUUAUAACAAGUACGAAGAGCCGAACGCUUGGCGAAUAUCAAGGGUUCGAAGGAGGCGUAAUUAAGACGUUUAUUAUACAAUUUGUAAAUAGUAUUUUGUACAGAGUCACUAUUUAAACGCUAUCGCGAAUAAACAUAUAUAUAUAUCUAUA
Messenger RNA from Ceratina calcarata, 3715 nucleotides. RefSeq names its product ATP-dependent RNA helicase pea (gene pea). The coding region runs from base 41 to 3628 and encodes 1195 amino acids. The record is from RefSeq and is a predicted model, not a curated record. Gene Ontology annotation, cellular component: catalytic step 2 spliceosome; intracellular anatomical structure. Lineage: Eukaryota; Metazoa; Arthropoda; Insecta; Hymenoptera; Apidae. The transcript has 5 exons. Gene Ontology annotation, biological process: spliceosomal complex disassembly; mRNA splicing, via spliceosome. Gene Ontology annotation, molecular function: RNA helicase activity; ATP binding; RNA binding.